Cercocebus atys (sooty mangabey) is the source of this 718-nucleotide messenger RNA. Its product is annotated as galectin-7. The record is from RefSeq and is a predicted model, not a curated record. The transcript has 4 exons. Gene Ontology annotation, molecular function: carbohydrate binding. Lineage: Eukaryota; Metazoa; Chordata; Mammalia; Primates; Cercopithecidae. Bases 160 to 660 code for a protein of 166 amino acids.
GUUGCCCUGUCUGGCACUAUCGCUGUGGUUGUAGCCGCUGUUGCUUUAGAGACAUAGAAGCAGGGAUUUCAGCGCAGACAUUUCCAGUCCAGGCAGGAGGUUCUUAGCUGGAGAGAAGGGUCUAGAGUUCCCGCUGGGCUUGGCUUCUCAGGACCCAACAUGUCUGUGUAUAAAAUAAGCAUGAGACACUCUCCGUGCGCCAGGCAGUGGGAAGGCAGGGCUGGAGGGGCGGUGGCACGAGGAGCCUUCUCUGCUAACGUCCCCCACAAGUCCUUGCUGCCCGAGGGCAUCCGCCCUGGCACGGUGCUGAGAAUUCGUGGCUUGGUUCCUCCCAAUGCCGGCAGGUUCCACGUAAACCUGCUUUGCGGGGAGGAGCAGGACUCCGAUGCCGCCCUGCAUUUCAACCCCCGGCUGGACACGUCAGAGGUGGUCUUCAACAGCAAGGAGCAAGGCUCCUGGGGCCGCGAGGAGCGCGGGCCUGGCGUUCCUUUCCAGCGCGGGCAGCCCUUCGAGGUGCUCAUCAUCGCGUCGGACGACGGCUUCAAGGCCGUGGUUGGGGACGCCCAGUACCACCACUUCCGCCACCGCCUGCCGCUGGCGCGCGUGCGCCUGGUGGAGGUGGGCGGGGACGUGCAGCUGGACUCCGUGAAGAUCUUCUGAGCAGAAGCCCAGGCGGGCCCGGGGCCUUGGGUGGCAAAUAAAGCGUUAUCCCGCAGCG